AUGGAGGAGACGAUGCAAGCUCUGCAAAACCAAGUCGCACAGUUGAGUAGACAGCAUGAUACCCUAAGUCAAGCACUACAAAGAGCCGAACAAGCGUACGAACAACAAAGCGCAGCGUUGACAGCCACUCGCAACGAGUUGAGCGCGGCCCUAACCACAAAAGCAAGCAGUGCCAGUGUUGAGGACCCAAACCUUGUGGAUUCCAGGAACAUUCCGAAACCACCUGUGUUUGAUGGGAAGCGUGAAAGUUGGGAAAGAUGGAAGUACGUGUUUGUAGCUUGGAGUUCUACAGUGAAUGCGGCUUACCCAGGUUUGUUUGACAAGGCCGAAGCCUCAACGACGCCCAUAGAACAUGUCACGUUGACAGCAAAUGAGGUCCGCUUGAGUAAGGCUUUGUUGACGAUCCUUAUGGGAUAUGCGCCGGACUCAGUGAUGAGCAUGGCCCAACAUGUUUCCGAAGCGCGGGAGGAACCAGAACCGAACCCCAAACCCGAAACUGACGCAAUGACAGUAGGAGCCAAGGUGCAGACAACAGAAUUGCAGCCAGUUCCGAGGCGGUUGGCAUGGCAUUGGGUAGGUGAAACAUGUUUCAAGUUGAAAGAUGAUGCGGCAAGCGCGCAGGCAGAACCCGAAGCGCCCGAUCCACAUGCCCAACAUGGCAUGGAGCACGCACACUUCAUGGAGAAAACCGCUGACAGACCCAUCAUUCAUCCUAUGUCAUCUCCACCGGAACCAUCCCCGCAAGAGCGAGCAGAACACAAUUUGCAUCAUGCCACGUAUGCGUCCUGGUGUCCACACUGUGUUGCUGGACAGGGUAGGCAAGCUCCCCACAUGCAACGCCACACGGACACACCGGAACACAUCGUGCAUGCAGAUUUCAUGUACUUUUCUUCCAAAGGCGAAGAGGUUCAGCCUGGCGACUUGCCAGAGGGGGCAGACGGGGGUGAUGUGGUGACAGUUCUUACCGCCAUUGACAAGGACUCGCGUUGGCCUUUCGCAGUUGUGAUUCCUUCCAAAAAAAUUGACGACCCCAACAGUUAUGCAGUGAAAUCCUUGGAAACUUGGUUGUUAGGCCUUGGUUGGAAACAGUUCACUUUUCAGACAGAUCAGGAACCAGCAAUCAUGAAACUUGCAAACACGGUACGUAAGAAGAUGGGACAUGACAAAAUGCAGGCGCGACAAAGUCCCAGGUACUCUUCUCAGUCCCUCGCUGAAGGAGAAACCGUGAACUAA
Cladocopium goreaui is the source of this 1233-nucleotide messenger RNA. Lineage: Eukaryota; Dinophyceae; Suessiales; Symbiodiniaceae. The record is from the annotation of a GenBank genome assembly.